AUGGGCCUGGUGUUGGUGGUGUCUUCUUCAGAGAGUUGCGUGCGUCUCUUGGUGAAUGCUGGAAUGACAAAGUCUAAAACAAGCUGGACUGCUGAUAAUGAAAGUUUAACUCAAAACCGUGUGUCUGUCUCAGCCUCCCUGCUUCCCAUCAUUGGUGCUGCGGUGUCAGCUGUGCUGCUCAUAUUGUCUGUCCUCAUAAUCAUCCUCCUGGUCAAGAGAAGACAAAAACAAAGGAAUAAGGAAACUCAAUUGAAGUGCUCUUUUAAAAAACGAGGAUCAGCUAAUACAUAUGCAGGUGGAUCCCAAGAUAACAAAUAUGAAGAUGAUGAUGAGGCUGAUUAUGAAAAUGUAGAACUUGAUGAAAACAUGGAUCACAAUGACUAUGAACAGGACUGUAUUAAUAUAGACUCUGAUCAUUCUGAAGAGGACGAUAUCAAUGUGGACGCAGAUGACUCUGAAGAGGACGAUAUCAAUGUGGACGUGGAUGACUCUGAGGAGGACUAUGUCAAUGUGGACACGGAUGACUCUGAAGAGGACUAUGUCAAUGCGAAUGUUACAAAGAAUAAAAGUGUGCUAGACAAAUCUGAUGAUAAUAUUUAUGAAAGCUGUUGUGCGUGAACCCAAAAUACUGUAAU
This is a messenger RNA of Megalobrama amblycephala (Wuchang bream), 635 nucleotides long. Its product is annotated as glutamic acid-rich protein-like. The transcript has 3 exons. Lineage: Eukaryota; Metazoa; Chordata; Actinopteri; Cypriniformes; Xenocyprididae. The coding region runs from base 1 to 618 and encodes 205 amino acids. The record is from RefSeq and is a predicted model, not a curated record.